Periconia digitata is the source of this 2112-nucleotide messenger RNA. NCBI's taxonomy places the organism in Eukaryota, Fungi, Ascomycota, Dothideomycetes, Pleosporales, Periconiaceae. The record is from the annotation of a GenBank genome assembly.
AUGUGUCAAGAAAAUAAAAUCGCCAGCUAUUGCAUCUUUGCCGAUCAAAAAUGGCUCUGGCUGUACCCUUCCCAACUGACUUCUAAAUUAUCCCCCCGUCGCGAAACAGUCGCCAACGAGUCCUGGGUACGCGAUAAAUCAAAGGCAAAGCCCGCAAUUGUGGUUGAACCGCUAGUCCACAUCAAAAUAGUUGGGGACGACCAACCGGGACAAUUCGGUCCAGGACGUACCACGCUAUGGGCGACUACCAAUGAUCGGUUUGCACUGCAGAGUCAAUGGCGAGAGGAAAAGGAUGGAGCGGUAGUCACGGUGUUAAGAGAGGAGAGCGGGAUGGUGGUUGAGCAUCGAUUGGAGUGCGAUGCUGGUGCGUUGAGGAGCGAGACGAGAUUUGUGAAUGGAUCUAGACGGGCAGUACGGCUGGAGCUGUUGACGUCGUUUGCAUUAAGUGGGAUUACGCCUUUUGCGGGAGAUGAUGCGUCAGGAAGACUACAGGUUCAUCGGUUUCGGGCUGUGUGGUCUGCGGAAGGGAAGUUGGUGAGUGAGUCGAUUGAGGGGUUGCAUUUGGAGAGGGUGUAUGCGGGCGGAAUAAAGUUGUCGGAGAGAUUUGGUCAGGUGGGAUCCAUGCCUGUUAGGGGGUGGUUCCCUACGGCGCUCGUAGAAGAUGUCGAGGCGGGUGUCGUGUGGGGUGCGCGUUUGGGGUGUCCAACGAGCUGGCAGAUGGAGGUCGCGAGACGUUAUGAUGAUGUGGUACUUGCAGGAGGGUAUGCUGAUCGUGAAUUUGGGCACUGGACGAAGACAGUAGAACCGGGAAAAAGUUUCACGUCAACGCCAGCUUGGGUGACUUGCGUGGCCGGUUCGAUUGACGACGCUUGCAACCGGCUUCUAAGUGUCGAUGUCGCAGCAGUCGAUUCACAGCCGGCUAUAGAACAUGACCUGCCCAUUGGAUACAACGACUGGGGAACGAGCUGGGGAGCACCACGCGAGGACAAGCUGCUUCAAACAGCCGACUAUCUAGUUUCUCUAGGAGUUCGCUACCUCGUGAUUGAUGCUGGAUGGUAUAUGCCCAAUACCGACUCCGCACACUGGGCCACCACCAUGGGAGACUGGAAGGCGAACGCAUCACGAUUCCCUCGAGGCUUGGCCGCAACAGCAGCAGCUAUUCGUGCAAAAGGUCUCGUUCCUGGUCUUUGGAUGGAGCCGGAACACGUCGCGCGCGAUUCGCGUGCUUUCCAUGAGCUUGACCAUCUCCUCCAUCGCGAUGGACAGCCUCUCACCCUCGAAGUGCGUCGCGCUUGGGACCUUGACGAUCCUUGGGUCAAGGAGUACAUCGAUGUCCAUGUGAUCGGCCUCCUCAAGGAUGCUGGGUUCGAAUAUUUAAAGCUUGAUUACAGCGAGACAUUGGGUAUAGGCGUCGAUCAUGAAGAUGGUUUGGGUGAAGGUCUACGGCGCCAUGGCGAAGGCACCCACGCUCUCUUCACCCGAAUACAUGACGCAUUACCGGAACUCGUGACGGAACUCGUUUCAGCCGGAGGAGCACGCAUGGAAGCAUCCCUCCUCCAACUGAGUUCAAUGGCGAGUUCCACGGACGCCCACGAGACGCUUGAAAUCCCAAUCAUUUCGGCCGCACUGCAUCGUCUCGUGCUUCCUCGGCAAUCGCUAAUCUGGGCCGUGUUGAACCGUGAAGAUACCAUCAAGCGUCUUGGAUACACGCUAGGAUCUGCAUUUCUGGGACGUAUGUGUUUGUCUGGAGAUGUAGUCGGCUUACGAGAGGAGCAGUUGGCGUUUGUGAAGAAAGCUAUAGAUCUAUACAAACAAGCUGUACCGGCAAUCAGGGCUGGUGUAAGCCGCUACUUUACAAAACACCUUGGACCCAGUUGGCGGCAUCCAAGUGGUUGGCAGGGAGUUACGAGGGCAACGAACAGCCAGGUUCUUGCUGUGGUUCAUUGCUUCAAAGAUUCUCCCGAGAGUGUUUGCCUGGAGUUGCCUGAUAGUGGUAGUUGGCGACUGACUAACACGCUCACAGAUAUCUCGGUGUCCAUUCGGGGGUCGACGCUCGAAGUAUCCGAUAUCUCUGAUUUCGAUGCUCAAGUCAUCCUGCUCGAGAGAGUGUAA